AUGGGGAAGAGUAUUCUGGAUCUCAUCAAUGAGUGCGAUGUAUUUCCGUACUAUCAGGAUGACCCCGCGGCAUACAAGAGAUACAGAGAAAAGUACCAUGAAUUCAAGAUCACAGGCUACGAGCAGACCUUUGGCCUCGUCCUCAAUUCCAUAGUGGACAAGUUCCCAUGGCCAAAAGACAGCUGGAAGAUUGACAGCGAGACAAAGUCAAUAACUCUGCUUGCGCCAGAGGGUGCUACAGAACGACAACGAAGCGCCCUCCUAGCGCAGACGCUGGAGAUUGGAGCAAAGAGCGGAAAAAUCGAUGUCCUCAAGGGCUGGAGGAACGAGCUAUACCCCAUUUAUGGCCCCAAGAAAGAGCUGGUUGCCAGCGUGGAGCGGGCGGGCAGUAGUCUAUUCGGUAUCUUAAGCUAUGGAGUCCAUAUGACCGUCUACACCAAGGACGAGAAGAAGGGUACCAUGAUAUGGGUGCCCAGACGAGCCAGGACGAAGCAGACUUACCCUGGUAUGUUGGACAAUACAGUUGGCGGAGGCAUAGCUACAGGCGAACCGCCGUUUGAGAGCCUAGUACGUGAAGCCAUGGAGGAAGCCUCGUUGCCUGAAGACAUUGUUCGACGAGACGCCAAAUCCUGUGGAUGCAUAACGUAUACCUAUGUUCGCGACGAGCGAGCCGGUGGGGAAACGGGGUUGCUGCAGCCAGAAUGUGAGUACGUUUACGACCUGCAGCUCGACCCCAGCGUUGUACCGAAGCCAUGCGAUUCCGAAGUGGAGGACUUCCGACUAUGGAGUGUUGACGAAGUGAAGAAAGCAAUGUCAAAUGGCGAAUUCAAGCCUAAUUGUGCCCUUGUUCUCAUAGAUUUCUUUAUCAGACAUGGUUUCCUCACGCCGGAGAACGAAAAGGACUAUCUAGAAAUUCUCGCCAGGAUACAUCGUCGUCACGAAUUCCCGACGGUCUAG
Molecule: messenger RNA, 957 nt
Organism: Trichophyton benhamiae CBS 112371
Lineage: Eukaryota; Fungi; Ascomycota; Eurotiomycetes; Onygenales; Arthrodermataceae
Product: thiamine pyrophosphokinase-related protein
Exons: 2
Coding region: 1-957 (318 amino acids)
Molecular function (GO): 8-oxo-dGDP phosphatase activity
Source: RefSeq, a predicted model, not a curated record